AGAUAAGUGAUGACGAGAAUGUUGAUGGUGAUGUUUGUGAUUUGGAUAACAUUGGACAUGUGCAGUGUAGUGACAGUGUAUUUAAAAGUGCAUCUAAGGAGAAAAGUGAAGCUAGAAAUGAGAAACGUGCAAAACGAAAUUAUAAAGUGCCCACUCAAUAUAGUGACUUCUAUUUAUAUUAAGAUUGGUUGUAGCGUGCUGUUCAUUUAUUUAAUCUUUGUUUUAUAUUUUCAGGUAAUAACUUACGUGUGCAAUGUGUGUGAAAAAUUUAAGUCAGAGAGCCUAUAUGCAGCAAAUAGGCAUGCACAGGAGCAACAUAGUGGAUUCAAGUAUAGUUGUAAGGAAUGUAAUGCAACUCUUUCGAGAAAGGACCAAGAGCAUGGGAACUGCAAAAGAGGAUUCGGCUACAGCAUUGUUAAUUUACGCACGGAUUCUACGGGAAGCCAAGCAAAAGAGGAGUUAGAAAAAUGGAGUAAGAACAUCCUUCCAUUACAAAUUACUAAAAUUUCCGUACGAAGACCAAUGCCAUCCAGAUCGCGAACAAGGUCAAGGUCGCCGUUAGUGAGUUCAGUUAGUAAAGAAUAUGAUGAGAUAUCCAUAGAAGCAGAUGACCAAUUCGACAAAGAAGAAGAGGAGUUAAGUGUUAUUAAACAACUGGAAACAAUGCAGAAGAACAUGGUGCAAUUAGAUGUUGGGGGAUAUAAAUUCAAGACAACGAAGGAGACGAUAACAUCUAUUCCAUCUAAGCUGGCAAAGUUGAUGCAAAUCAAAUCUUCUAAUGGAAUUAUUCCGUCUUAUUUCUUGGACAGGGACCCAAAACAUUUCGCAGUAAUUCUCAAUUAUCUUCGAAACAAAGGACAGGUUUCUAUUCCAACCUUACCAAACGAGAAGGGAGCCUUGGCAGCAUUAAAAGUGGAAUGUGAAUAUUAUGAACUUACUGACUUUGUGGACAUAAUUGAAAGACAAUUAAAGGGAUUUUGUUCCUGCAGCAAGUAACUGUGAAUUAAGAUGAUUAAAAAGAGUUAGACUUUUUCGUCAAUGCUUAAAGUUUGUGUAUUUGUACAUUUUAUGAUGUUAUAUUGAUGUAAAGCAAUUCACUACAGUCAAAGUUAAAUAGUUUAGGGACUAAACUUUUUAAAGAGGGGGGUUAUGUUACAAAUUCAUAUUUUACCUUUAUAGUAAAUUUUUGUAACUCUCUAUAUCCUGAUAAUUGUUUAAUGAUCUAAUUUUACAGUAGUGAAUUGCUGUGUAAAUACAUUGCUUAAUGUUUCUUUGUUAAUUUGUAUCACUUCCCAACGUCUAUUUAUUCACAGUGGGGUGCCGUCUGGUAGGGGGAGUUUCUUAGCCAGCAUCUCUAUUAAUUCGCAGUAUAUAACUGUCAUUGAGGGGAUGACCAGUAUAA
Messenger RNA from Saccostrea cuccullata (small rock oyster), 1402 nucleotides. RefSeq lists its product as uncharacterized. Gene Ontology annotation, molecular function: protein binding. Bases 10 to 996 code for a protein of 328 amino acids. The transcript has a single exon. Gene Ontology annotation, biological process: protein homooligomerization. Lineage: Eukaryota; Metazoa; Mollusca; Bivalvia; Ostreida; Ostreidae. The record is from RefSeq and is a predicted model, not a curated record.